AUGUCGCCAAGCGUCGGCCUUCGUAUGCCUUUGUUUGGCCGAUUCAACACGUUGACUCUGCAUCUGCGGCACAUAAGAGCUACCUCUACUCUAGGAUUGUACUACUGUAUCUGUCCGGAGGGACAGCUGCUGCAGGAGGACGGCAAGAGCUGCGGCACCUGCAAGUCGGCCAACAUCGACUUGGUGCUUCUGAUCGACGGCUCCAAGAGUGUCCGACCCCAAAACUUUGAGCUGGUCAAAAAGCUUGUUAACCAGGUUGUGGACUCUCUGGACGUGUCUGCUCAUGGCACCAGGGUCGGUCUGGUUCAGUACUCUAGCCGGGUCCGGACAGAGUUCCCCCUCAACAUGUACCACACUGCUGAAGAGAUCAAAGCUGCAGUCAUGAAGGUUAACUACAUGGAGAAAGGCACUAUGACAGGUCGGGCCCUGAAACACAUGCUGGAGAACAGCUUCUUAGAGUCAGAGGGCGCUCGUCCUUCCAGCCGCAACAUCCCCCGAAUCAGACUGGUCUUCACAGACGGACGCUCGCAGGACGACAUCACAGAGUAUGCCAAGAAGGCCAAAGAAGCCGGUAUCACCAUGUACGCCGUGGGCGUGGGAAAAGCUGUGGAAGAUGAGCUUUGUGUGAUUGCAUCUGAGCCUCAGGAGAAACAUUUCUAUUACACCACCGACUUCACUGUCAUCAGCAACAUCACUGAGAACCUCAAACUCAACGUCUGCCCAGAGGAGAGUCAGGGGGAGAUCGAGGUGAAGGACCCGUGUGCCUGCGAGAGUCUGGUGGAGUUCCAGCAGGCCACCAUGAGCAGCCUGGAGCAGCUCACACAGAAACUAUCUGGGAUGACUACUCGUCUGGAGAAGCUGGAGAACCAGCUUCUCUCCAGGAAGUGAGGAAGUGAUCUUCAUCACAGUGAGCGGACGGGAUGCCACAGGGAAAAAGAAAGAAUAACAGAGUGAGGAAGAGGAGGGCACAUCAGAAACCUUCCCAAUCAAUGGACAAAACCAAAGUGUCUUUUCACAAAGCCUUUGUAGCCUUCAGUCGGCUCGUUGCUCUUCACCUUUAUGAGGAUGUCAUGUAUCUGAAAGCUUGUGAUAUAGAAUCAUAUUUCUGGUAUCGAUGUAAAUUACCUAAUUUGUACACUUUGUUUAAAAGAAUACAAAAUACAACAAACACUACAUCCACUUUCCCACCCAUCACUGGGCAAAACAACUUUAAACAAAUGCCUUCAUAAAACAGAUUACAUUUCCAAGUUUCCCCAGGACAUCUGUUAAUGAGUAAUUUCGGUAUUUUCCAACAUGGAUCCUAUUUUCCCAUGCAUUGCUGUAUAAGUGGCUGAUGUGAACAAACAUCUUUGAAAUUGGUCCGGUAUUGAGCAAGAACGCUGUAACCGGCCGCCACAAACUGGAAUGUAAUCAAAUACGUAGGGCAAAUGUGAAUCGGCAAUUUCAGUUCACUAAAAGUUCUGUUUUUGCCACCGACAGGCUCCGAUUAUUAUUCUAAGUGUCUGACAACAUUAUGGAGAGGAUCCCUACAGAGAUAGACCUUUUUGUUAAAGAAUAAGAUCCUUUUUGAUUAAGCAGAAACAGCCUAGAAAUCGCUAUUGCCAAACUCACCAGACUUCAUUUAAAUAAUCAAUACUUUUAGCCUGUAUAGAGCCAACACAUUUAUACAUGUAAUUAGGUAAAUUAAGGGGUUUAGUUUCAAUCAAACCUGAGUGGUAACUGUUGGAACAUUUAUAAGAUGAACCAAGACGGCUUUUGAUAGUUUUAUUUUGUUUCUGUUGACUUUGAAUGAAGUGUGUUUUUUACGACAUCAGUCACUUAGACACAAAAACAGAAGUAAAUAGGGUUGAGAAAAUACCAAAUUUACCCUUUAACUUUUGGGAUUUGUGUGUACCUACAUAAAGGAUAAACAGUUACACACACAAAUGGGACUGCAGGCAUGUUGGCUAUCUUUGUAAACUCGAUGUAAUCAAUGUACUGUAGAUAUUAGACACAAGCACAAAAAAAAUAAUAGUGAAAACACAAGUUUUCAUCACGCUCAGUAUUCAUUCGCUGCCACGCACCAUUCUUCUGUUAGUGCCGUUUAUACUUGAUCUGUUUUGUACGGUUUGUUAAAUGUGAUGUAUUUAUAGCAGAUUGUUUGUUUGCUUUUCUACUACUACAGUAGAAUAGCAAUUUAGAGAAAAGAGAUUUUAUAAAAAGAAGUGUUGUUACCACUCCCAAUAUUAAAUUGGUUCGGGUCAUGUUCAUACCAAAUCAUUACUUGUUUCCCCGUCUAAACUAGUUUUGAAACUCUAAACUAGUUUGGAUAACAGGUCUGAGGACUGAUGAAGAGGAAAGUGGUUUAGAUUUAAAACAAAAAGGGAAGCUAAGAAGUUUCAAGUAUCACUGUUCACUAAAGCUGUGGUCUGUUGUUGACAGAGAAAAUGUGAUGAACCAGAUAUGACAGGAACCAGUAUUUUACUCAAAAUAAAUAUGGUCUCACAUUUGUUAAUCAAAUUUGUUCUCUACUCUGCACUUUCUAGAUGUUGUCUUACAGUGCCCUAAACAUGUCUCAGUAUUAUUAAUA
Sander lucioperca (pikeperch) is the source of this 2569-nucleotide messenger RNA. Its product is annotated as matrilin-4-like. Bases 1 to 888 code for a protein of 295 amino acids. The transcript is spliced from 8 exons. The record is from RefSeq and is a predicted model, not a curated record. NCBI's taxonomy places the organism in Eukaryota, Metazoa, Chordata, Actinopteri, Perciformes, Percidae.